Anopheles arabiensis is the source of this 6281-nucleotide messenger RNA. Its product is annotated as probable beta-hexosaminidase fdl. Gene Ontology annotation, biological process: carbohydrate metabolic process; ganglioside catabolic process; glycosaminoglycan metabolic process. The transcript has 8 exons. Lineage: Eukaryota; Metazoa; Arthropoda; Insecta; Diptera; Culicidae. Gene Ontology annotation, cellular component: membrane. The coding region runs from base 1496 to 3829 and encodes 777 amino acids. Gene Ontology annotation, molecular function: beta-N-acetylhexosaminidase activity. The record is from RefSeq and is a predicted model, not a curated record.
UACCGAUCGAAAAUUGUUUCAACAAACAAAUAAGAAACACACGCAGCAAACACACACAGUGCGCGCGGCGCUCGUAAGCUUUGGUGCGUACAGAGAGUGUUCACAGCUGCGCAGCGACCGUCAAUCCACCCGCCAGUUAGUGUAGUAGUAAGGCUCUUGCUGCUCGGAGCGAAGGAAAUCGCGCGCAACCGGCAGCACCCUUUCGGCAAACGGUGGCACUGUGGCUGUGUGUGUGUGUGUCUGGCUGGAAGUGUACUCAACCCCUCCGAGUUCGACCUAAUCAUAGGGUUUUGGGUGGCGCCGGUACUGCGCCGAGACGACAGCACCCGCCGACCCUACAAUCCUCCCGUGAACCGAUAGAAGUGGUGCUGCUUUCAGUUGAGUCAGAAGGGGAAACCCUCACGGAGGCUUGUUUUAGUAGUUGCCUGUCUACCAGAGCAAGGCUUGAACGGGAUAGAGCGUUCGUGUUCGGAAAAGUGCACCCAGUCGCGAAAGAAAACACACCAUCGAUUGCAAAACCGGGCGAGGAAGGCAGCCGCCGAACGAGCGCAGUAGAACGGAACGAAGCGACCGAAGUGCAUCGGCCAAUUUUCCCUGCGUUCGCAAUAGAAAAAAAAACCGCGUAUGCAAAAGGUGUGCAGAGAGCACCGUCAAGCACAAAUCAAUCAAAGUGUGCCGAGUGAGUGUGAAUGAGCAAAUGAAGUGUGUAUGUGUGUGUAGUGUUGUAGUGAGUGAGUGAGCGAAAAAGAAAAAAGAGAUUUAAUAAGCCUUUUCCCCGUUAUUUCCACUUCCGGCCGUUUCUAGUGCAGCCUUUUUCCCCCCGUAAGUGUGUGUGUGUGUGUAGUGUGUUAAGUGGCACUAUUACGUUCCGGUAACUUCUCAGCUGUUCCUUUCAAGGGUGCAAGGGAAAAGUAGUGUAGCGCUCUGUAUAGAGAAACUGUAUGUAGAGAAAAGUUAGUGUAAAAGGGGGGGAAAAGCAAAACCGCUACCGACAUCGAAGCACCCGCUGGAUUGUGAAAACAAGCACACACACAACAUCCCACAUCCGCCGCGCGUACCCCCCACGGGGGAGCAUCCGAGUGAGUGUGUCGCCGGCCAGACAAACCUUCCUUUGGCUCGCGUGAGGCUCAGGUCCAGGGGGAAGGUUGACAAAGUUCAAUUGGCCACCGAAACACAGACGUGUACGACGGACGUGUCCGUCUGGCCGAUUGACGUAUGUGUGUGUGUGUGUGUGUGUGUUUCGCACACGACAGGGUCUUAUGAAUGUUAUGGGUGCCUUUUAGUGGAACAGCAGCAGCAGCAGCAGCAGCAAAAAUAGUGCAACGUCAACUGUGCGCCGGUUUCGGUGCGUGUGUGUUAGCGUGGUUUAUUCGAGCUUCCGGCAAUAGUUGAGCCAGCCAUACUCCCCUCGCCCUCCUGGGGAACCACGGUGUCGAUGAGCGGGUGCCAUUUUUAAAUCAAGUAUUGUAAAUCCAUGGUUGAGUACAGUUAAAACAUGUUGCUCUCUCAUGACUACAACAGUAGGCGCUCCUCGAUAGCAUCCACACAGUCGCGCAACAUCCGUGUCACGGUGCUGAAAAACAUGUUCAAAAAGAUUGCCCUCACGAGGUCCGCCCUCAAGAAGGCGAUCGUGGUGGUGUCCGUUUGUGCGCUGGCAAGCUUCCUGCUGCUGCUGUACUGGAAUGACAGUUCCGAGUCGACCAAACCCUCCAGCACGAUGGCGAUGGGCAUCUACAACACGCACAUCGUCGAUGGUAGCCUGGACGGCGGUCCGAUGAGCGCUGGCGAUAGCGUCCGGGACAGUGCCAUCCCCGUAAAUCCCAUCGAGCGGCUGUGGACGUACCGGUGUGUCAACAAUCGGUGCGUGCGGCACCAUUUCGUGGAUGGGGUAGAGGAGGACUUUGACACGAACAACGCGCACCAGCAGCAGCAGCACGGAGGACAAGCGCCAGCCGGUGCCGGGAGCGCAAACACGGGCAGCAGCAGCAGCUCACCCGGCAAGCGUAUCCCCUACCUAACCUGUACAAUGACCUGUGGGCCGAUCAAUAUUUGGCCGCAGCCGACCGGUGCCACCACGAUCGGUAGCAAAACGUCCCGCUUUCGGCUGUCGGACAUGCACGUGAAAAUCGUGACCAAGUUCGAGCCGGUCGAUAAGCUGCUGCACGACGCGUACGAUGUGCUGCGGGCCGAGGUUCGUGCCGCGAUGGUUUCGCACGGCGCGACGCUGGAAGAGAUCGAGGGUGCGGUGCCGGCGGCGUCCGUCCCGGCUGGGGUGCAGCAGCUGCCCCGGGCGGAGGAACGGUCACUCGCUACGGAGGUGAACGAUGCGGCCACGGUGGGAAGGAGUGCCGGUGGGUCAGAAACAUCCGGCGUGGGGAAGAUUCACUUCUUCAAGCUGGUCAGCGACAAGCGGUACGAUGUGGACGCGUUCGAGGUGAACGUGCACGUGGAUAAGUCGGGCGAUACGCACCUGACGUUGCACACGGACGAGAGCUACAACAUGACGGUGACGCACUCUGCACGUGUGUUGAUCGUAAAAAUAACUGCCAACACGUUCUUUGGCGCAAAGCAUGGGCUGACCACGCUGCAGCAGCUGAUCUGGUUCGAUGACGAGGAGCGUACGCUGAAGGUCCUCAACAAGGCGUCCAUUGAAGAUGUGCCAAAAUUUAACUACCGUGGCCUUAUGCUCGAUACCUCCCGGCACUACUUUACGGUGGACGCGAUCAAGCGCACCCUCGUCGGCAUGUCCCACUCGAAGCUGAACCGGUUCCACUGGCACAUCACGGACUCACAGAGCUUCCCGUUCGUUUCGCGCCACUAUCCGCAGCUCGCCCGGUACGGUGCCUACUCCGAGCGUGAGGUGUACACCGCGGACGACGUCCGGGAGCUGACCGCGUUUGCGAAGGUUCGCGGCAUCCAGAUCAUACCGGAGAUCGAUGCACCGGCCCACGCCGGCAAUGGGUGGGACUGGGGUCCCAAGCACGGGCUCGGCGAGCUGAGCCUGUGCAUCAACCAGCAGCCGUGGAGCAACUACUGCGGCGAGCCACCGUGCGGACAGCUCAACCCGAAAAACAACAACACCUAUCUGAUCCUGCAGAAGCUGUACGAGGAGCUGCUGGAGAUAGUCGGCCCACUGGAUUACUUCCACAUCGGCGGGGACGAGGUGAACCUGGAGUGCUGGCAGCAGCACUUUAACGACUCGGACAUGCGCACACUGUGGUGCGACUUUAUGCUGCAGGCGUACCAUCGGCUGCAGCUCGCCAGUGGACAGAACGCGACGGCACCGCGCCUAGUCGGCGUGUGGUCGAGCGGGCUGACCAGUGCGCCGUGCCUGUCGAAGAACACGUUCGCGGUGCAGGUGUGGGGCGGCAGCAAGUGGCCCGAAAACUUCCAGCUCAUCAACAGCGGCUACAGUCUGGUGAUAUCGCACGUGGACGCGUGGUAUCUGGACUGCGGGUUCGGCAGCUGGCGAUCGACGGGCGAUGGGGCCUGCUCGCCGUACCGCAACUGGCAGACGGUGUACAAGCACCGGCCGUGGGAGGAGAUGAAGCUGACCACGCUGCAGAUGCGCCAGAUUUUGGGCGGCGAGGCGUGCAUGUGGACGGAGCAGGUGGACGAGUCGAUACUGGACGCGCGGCUGUGGCCGCGCGCAUCCGCCCUGGCCGAGCGGCUGUGGACCGACCCGACCGAGGAGCGGUACAGUGAGUCGGUGCCGCUCGAGGUGUACAAUCGGAUGUCGGUGUUCCGGAACCAUCUGCUCGAGCUGGGCCUGCGGGCGGAACCGAUCUUCCCGAAGUACUGUGCGCAGAACCAGGACGAGUGUGUAUGAUAUUACGCCAACCCGUUCUACUAGAUUUUGUGAUUGUUCGCUAGAGGAGGGGGGGGGGCACUGUGUGGUUGUGAUAGUUUGACAAAAAAAGAGGGCGCUUUGACCGAUGUGCUACACGCAAUUGUACACGAGAAAGGGAAGCCUGGGCAAGACGACGCGAGGGGAGGGCACAUAUAUUUAGAAAACGCUUGAAACUCAUGAUAUUACUAUGACCAACAAUCAUGUAGCAACAGGAAUGGCGGGCGGGAGGAAGGAUGAGAUGAGGAUAGAAUUUUUGUUUGUUGUUAGAUAUUUAUGACACGGCGCAGUAGUGUGAGAUGCACAGUUGAACCUGUAGAACCGGGAAGCUGCGCAAAAGGUUUAAAACAAAACAAAAAAGAACACACGGUUGUACAUAGUUUGUAAAUGAUUGACGUAGUGUUACGGUAGCUACUUAUUCGGAGGUUUCAGCGUAGCGCUAGUAAAACGAGAAACAUUGUAACCUGCACACCUACCGUAGCGUUUAAUGAUCAUGAUAAUAGUACACACGACACCUAGCCGAACGGAAGGAGACAAUUAUGGUUUAAUAUGGUUUCUUACCAAGUUUAGUACAGUCUAUGAAGAAUUAGUAACAACAAAACAAACAUUUUGCGCUUACAAACUUACUAACAAAAAACGUGCACACUCACACGGCAACGGAACCAGUAACACGGAAGGUUGUAACUUCUCUAGUAGCAGGCGAGUCUAGCAGAUAGGCACGAUAUACUAACGAGCGAUAGAAUCAUCAAUGCAAAACACACGGAUCCUUUCUGUAGAGGAGUAUUUAUAUUUAAUUUCCCACAUACCCUUAGAUACAAUUCUUUAUUUUCCUCGAUUCACCAUACCUCAAAAUGGGAAAAUUCUGAAAUGGAUUUGCACGGCAAACAGAACGUCACGAGGCGCCUGGUAGACGAUAGGUGAAUUGUAUUGGUUCACGCGUACUUAAACGACCCGUGCGCAUUGCGGCGUUUGUGUUUUCUAUGCUUUACUGUGUGUACAAAUUUUCUACAAAUUCGUGCAUUCUUUUCCAACUUGUUACAAAUGCCGAUAUGAUGAUGAUGGUUGAAAUUGUGGUACAGCAAUUUUUCAGGAUAAUUAGUUAAAAAGGAAACGGUAAAGCUGCUUCGAAAUGAGCUUUACUAUGCGCGUGAAAGUGUGUGGAGCAAGUGCAAACAGCAAAGGUGAAGUAAUUUCAUGCAAACCCUCCCGAUAUACCUGUAGACGAUUUCGCUAGCAUACGUAAGUGUUUAAGUAUUUCUUUUAUUUUUUUUUGUAUCGCCUCCCGUUCAUACACUUGUGCGUGUGGUUUGAGAUUUGCGCAAGCGAUUAGCUGUAUCUGUUUCGAGUUAUUAUGUUUGUUGUUAACUAAUGCUUUAAUUUAGCAGAAAAGAAAGCAUACAGACAAUUUGCAGGCGCGCGGCAUUUCCGUUUUGCCAAAUUGUAAUAAUAAUAUUUAACAAAAUCCAACAGACACACACAGUCGAAACACUUCUUUCCCACUAAACUAAGUGCACUGUAGGGUUAAGCGUAACGUAGCGGCGUAAGUUAGGUAAACAACUAUCUAAAAACGGAAGCUCUAAGCAGCACUUGCAGGACGGAACACUUGUUGUUGUCAUUGUCAAACGACCAAAAUGCCUGAUUGUGAGAAAAGAAAACGUGGGAACGAGAAAUUAGGAAAAGCAAACAAUAUAGUAUGUAUAGAAACAGGUACACUUUUCUGUCAGAGAUUACUGUGAAAAAGUUUGAUUUAAAACAGUUAGACACAUUUGUUUUAAAACCAACUAGUAGCACACAGACGAACCUUAAAGCGUCAGCGAUGUUGAUUAGAUUCAUUGAUUUACUACAAAAAACAGAGCGUGAAAGACACAGGAGAGCCAUAAAUGAUUGCGGAUAUUAAACGCCGAACGAGCAAUACACUCAUCACCGUGAAAAGCGGGGCGAAAGUUUCGGUUGGAUUUAAUUGUGUAGCAGAACUUUAACUGGAAAUGUAUACCGAUAUGUAUCACACGUUCGCGAACGCAAAACUGCGAACGCUUUUGGAAAUGAACAAACUUGUAAAAGCAAGCAAGAGAAGAGAGACAAAGUGGGGAAGAAGAAACUAAGCUAAGCCGUUUGCCUUUUGCUGUAAUUGCAUAUUGUUAAGAAAUGGAAAACAAAAUUCGUGCAAGUGUCACGUGUUCCGUUGGACCCUGUUUCUGAUUUCAUGCUUGUUUGUUACAUUUUUGUUGUCGUUAGUGCAGUGAAAUGAAAAGUACAAGCGAGAGGAGGGGCGGGAAAAAGCGCGCGGAAAACUGAGCUUUGCGUCGAUAGUGUGAGGAUAAGUUAUUUACAUGUUUUCUUGAGAUUCGAUCGUAGCGGGCUCUCUCUCUGUCUAUCAGUUCCGAUUCUUUUUUAAGUAGUAGUGUAAUAAAAAGAAAACGAAUCAUAACUACAA